AUGCUCUCUCCUUAUCCGCGACAGCAGCAUCAUGAUCCCACCAGAAUGGAGCCUCCGGACCUUACCAAUGGCCCAUCCGAGAUUGGUUCCCUGACCGCGCAUUCCAAGGAUGAGAGUCAGUUUGUCGGUAGCUCCAGUGGCGUCUACUUCAUCAAUACCGUCCGACGGGCUUUCUCCGAAAGUUUAGAUCCGAGUGGUUCAUCGCCUGCACAAGACUUCCCCCAGCCGGAGGAUACCCUGGUAGGCAGUGAUGUCUCGCAGAAAACGACCCCGGCUGCACUGCAGGAUGAUCAGUUUCCGAGCCAAUGGGCAUAUGAUCCCGCAGUGGCCGCAGUCUUGGGGAAUGCUCCCCCGCUUGAUACAGCUCGGGAACUCAUGAUGAUGUACUUCAAAGUUUGGCAUCCUCUGUUCCCAUUCCUGCAUGGCCCUACUUUCUUGCAGGCCAUGGAGGGCCUAUAUUCAGAAGAUCGCCAGGAGCCAACUGGUAAUGCUCCAAUGGCGGAUCACCGGCAUGUAUGCUGGACAACAAUCUUUCAGUGUAUUUUCAAUCUAGCCAAUGCUGUUCAUCCGGAUAUCCAGCUUCCACCGGGGUCUCGGAUUGAAUCGCCCAGUAACAUGCAUUCCCUCCUCGGGACGCUAACUAGUAAGCACGAUAUGUUGUCCUUGCAGGCACUUCUUGCUUGCCAACUAUAUCUGCUUGCAAAAAUGUCCCUCCGGACAGCCUCCACCGUAGGUGGCUGCAUGCUCCGUUCCAUGCUGCACGCAGGUCUCCAUCGCUGUCCAUACCGAUACAAGGAGCUCACAACCCACGACAGACAGCUGCGCAAGAGGAUCUUCUGGUGCGCAUACGCCAUUGACCGAUACCUAAGCCAGGCACUUGGGCUGCCACUAGGCGUACAAGACUCGGAUAUCGAUGUCUGUUCGCCCAAUGCUCCUGAAAUCCAUAUACCAGGGAUGUACAAUAGAUCGCAUUUCGCCCGAUCUACUUCGUAUCCUGAGCAAAGGGAACACCGCCCCCAGCUCAUAAGCAACCAACACCACGAAAACACCUCACCACGUACCUUCUCAGCCCACAGCAGCUCCUCAGCCGAAGAAGCCCAGCAAAACCGCCGCGAACUUGCCUUUGCAAGCUACGUCGAAUCCGGCACCCUGACAGGACGAGCCCUCGAGCUCUUCCACAAAUCCAUUACCGUGCGCUCUGUCCCACGCAGCUCCGUACUGUUCCUCAUCACAGACGUCCACAAAUGGUGGAACAAUCUCUCCAUCGAAACACUUCAAGGCCAACAACACCAACAAUCGACCACCGACCGAACCUCAUCAUCAUCUCCCGCAGCAACAACCACCACGGCAUUCAACUUCGCCCCCUUCUUCACCGUCCUCUACCAACACCUCAUCCUCCUCAUCAACCGUCCCUCCCUCUCCCUCAGCCCAUCCACCCCCGAAUUCUGCUCCGGGCUCCAAACCUGCAUCAACGCCGCAAGGGAGAUCAUCUCCGCUCUAACGACGCAGCAAGAAAGCGGCCAAUCAUUCUUCUGGCCCGGUUUCCUCUCUGCUGCCUGGAUGUCAGGUCUCGUUCUUGCAUUUGCAUGCCAACUCCGCCAAUACGUCUUAUCCAAGGGAGCUCAAGAAAUCACCAAAUGUCUCACAAUCCUGCACACCAUGUCCACGCAAUGGGAAGCAGCCAAACACUGCCACAGGGCACUUUCCCUCCUAUCUCGGACUAUCCAGGAAUCAGGCACCACCACCGCCGCCGCCGCCGCAGGUGAAGGAUCACCCAACAAACGACGAAAAGUAGCAGUAGAUCCUCACCACACCGCCUUCUUCACUCCCAUUAACUCGCUAUCUUCGACGAAUAUGGAUGAUGAAUAUGCACGAGGACGGGCAGGGAGGAGGACUCCUACUGCUGCUGCUGCUGCUGCGACAACAUCUGGUCUGCAUGAAACUGCUAAUACUAGUGGCGGCCAUAUACACCUGUCUCAUGAGGAUAGAUUAUUCGCUGCGGAGGGGGUGAGUACUAACACUAAUGAUAAUAAUAAUGGAGAUGCGGUGGGAGAGUUUGAUUUUGGGAUUGUGGAUCUGCUCGAGGGGAGUAAUUUUGAUGAUUUGGCGGAUAUGUUUGGGCAGCAGUAUCCUUCUUUUUGA
Aspergillus luchuensis is the source of this 2142-nucleotide messenger RNA. Its product is annotated as transcription factor domain-containing protein. Gene Ontology annotation, biological process: DNA-templated transcription. The transcript is spliced from 2 exons. The coding region runs from base 1 to 2142 and encodes 713 amino acids. The record is from RefSeq and is a predicted model, not a curated record. NCBI's taxonomy places the organism in Eukaryota, Fungi, Ascomycota, Eurotiomycetes, Eurotiales, Aspergillaceae. Gene Ontology annotation, molecular function: DNA binding; zinc ion binding.